GAUGGGUGAAAGAAAAAGUCCACCGGGCAGCGAAGACAACCGAACGAUACUACAGACGGGUUCGCACGGAAUCCCUCUGCGCACUGAGUCCAAUUUGACCAGUUCGGAACCAUUCCCCUGUACUCGACCCAUCCCCAUCUCACUUUGCCCCCACCUCAAUCACCCAGAGCCAUUAGGAUACACUCAAUCCACAGCCUAAUUGAGCUACCGGGAUUCCUCACGUGCGGAGGCUGAUUUGUACUUUGAACACGUGGCUCAUUCACAGAAGCCGGAAUAUCCGAUUUUUUUCUCCUCUUUCUCCCUCUUCAAUCGUUUUCUCCUCUUCUUCAGUUUUAUUUUAGAGGCGGUGCCGACAUUAACGCAUGUGACAUUUAAGUUGUUUCUGGCUGGAGUCCAGAGGAACACCGUCCCGCCAUCCUCGGGAGAAACGGAUUUAAUAAUUAAGUUUUUUUUUGCGCGAGGGAGAGGGCAAGCAAACGCUACCACGGCCAGCACGUCCAUCAAAUAUCUCCGGUAGUGCGGUCUGAUUGGGGAGUACGCGAACGAGCCCCUCUGCGUUCGGCUUUAGUGCAUUUCGUUUUAAAGACAACCCUUCCGCCAGUACCGACAAAGGAUUUCUCUCCCUCGUGCACUAAAGGUCGGCUUUAAGGUGCAGCAACAUGAACAAGCUUUAUAUUGGCAAUGUGAGCGAGCAGGCCAGCUCCGUGGACUUGGAAAGUAUCUUUGAACAGUGGAAGAUCCCCUUCAGCGGACCAUUUCUUGUUAAAACGGGGUAUGCGUUUGUUGAUUGCCCGGAUGAAAAGAUAGCCAUGAAGGCCAUCGACACACUCUCAGGUAAAGUAGAACUUCACGGAAAGCUACUAGAAGUGGAACACUCUGUGCCCAAACGACAAAGGAGCUGCAAACUACAGAUCAGGAAUAUCCCCCCUCAUAUGCAGUGGGAGGUUCUGGAUGGGAUGUUGGCCCAGCACGGCACAGUAGAGAGCUGUGAACAAGUGAACACAGAGACAGAGACCGCUGUAGUAAACGUGCGCUAUGGAGCCAAGGACCAAGCCAGAACGGCACUGGAGAAGCUGAACGGCUACCUGAUGGAGAACUAUGCGCUGAAGGUCUGCUACAUCCCCGACGAGCUGGCCACGGGUCCUGAGGGGCCUGGCAUGGGGGGUGGUCGGAGAGGCAUGGCCCCCAGGGGGCCCCCUCGAGCAGGCUCCCCCGGCUCCAUGGGCGGAGCGCGCCCUAAGAUGCAGGCCGAUGUGCCGCUCCGGAUCCUGGUGCCCACGCAGUUUGUGGGCGCCAUCAUCGGCAAGGAGGGCGCCACCAUCCGCAACAUCACCAAACAGACACACUCAAAGAUUGACAUCCACCGCAAGGAGAAUGCGGGGGCGGCGGAGAAGCCCAUCACGGUGCACUCCACCCCAGAGGGCUGCAGCAACGCCUGCCGCUCCAUCAUGGAGAUCAUGCAGAAGGAAGCCGUCGACACCAAGUUUACCGAGGAGGUUCCUCUAAAGAUCCUGGCUCACAAUAACUUUGUGGGCCGCUUGAUCGGAAAGGAGGGACGUAACUUGAAGAAGAUUGAGACGGACACACAGACAAAGAUCACCAUCUCGCCUCUUCAGGACCUGACCCUGUAUAACCCAGAGAGGACCAUCACUGUGAAGGGCUCGAUCGAGGCCUGUGCCCAGGCCGAACAGGAGGUCAUGAAGAAGAUCCGAGAGGCCUACGACAACGACAUCGCUGCUAUGAACCUACAGUCUAACCUGAUUCCUGGGCUGAACUUGAAUGCGUUGGGGCUGUUUCCGGGUGGUGCAAGUGGGGGGGUUUCUCCCUCCAUGGCUGCCCCCCCUCCCCCAGCCGGACCUCAGGGAGCCUACCCUGCCUUUGGGUACGGUGUGUAUGGCAAUGACGUGCCUUCCUGGUCCCCUGGUCCAGCAGCAAGUCCCUCCCUGUGUGGGCAGCCUGAGAUGGAGACGGUGUACCUGUUCAUCCCUGCCCUGGCAGUGGGGGCCAUCAUCGGCAAGCAAGGCCAGCACAUCAAGCAGCUCAGCCGAUUCGCCGGCGCCUCCAUCAAGAUUGCACCAGCCGACGGCGCCGAGGCCAAGCAGAGGAUGGUCAUCAUCAGUGGCCCCCCAGAGGCCCAGUUUAAGGCUCAGGGCCGCAUCUUCGGGAAGCUGAAGGAGGAGAACUUCUUUGGCCCCAAAGAGGAGGUGAAGCUGGAGGCCCACAUCAAGGUGCCCUCGUCUGCCGCCGGCAGAGUCAUCGGCAAGGGAGGCAAAACUGUGAACGAGCUCCAGAACCUGUCGAGUGCGGAGGUGGUGGUGCCUCGAGACCAGACGCCAGACGAGGAGGACCAGGUGGUGGUCAAGAUCUCAGGACACUUCUACGCCAGCCAGGUUGCCCAACGGCGUAUCCAGGAGAUCCUCUCUCAGGUGCGGCGGCAGCAGGAGCCUAAACCCGCCCCCUCCGGCCCUUCAUUGGCCAGGAGGAAAUGAAGCUGCGACUUGGAGCACGCUGAUGGGAUGGCCUAGGACACGCCCACCCUGGACUCCCGGUCUAUAGCUCCGCCCACAGAUGUAGAGGUUCUUUUUGUUAUUUGGGUUUUUUUUGUUCUAAAAUGAUCUCAAGAGAAAAAAAAAUACAAGACCGGAAGUCUCUCCACAUUGGUGGAUGUUAGUGCACACGCACACCCUCACUAAAUGUUUCCGUUCUUCUUUUUGCAAAAGAUGUUUCACUUGGAGGAUUUUUGUUUCUUUUUCGUGUGUUUUCUCUGGUUUAUGAAGUGAUUCCUUCUGUUGAGGGCAAAAUGAAUAUCACUGGGUUAAUUGAAUGGGCGUGACCGAAACAGGCUCUGGGCGGAGUCUAUAGCUGAACAGGCGUGAUUAAAAACAUGGAUAGUGGCAUUUUAUAAAUUUGGAUGCAUUUUUAUAUAUAUAUAUGUAUGUACUGGGAGGGCCGAGACAGAGCCAGUGCUGACGCUGAUUAUGGAGUAUGGUGUUGACUCGACGUCAGCAGGCCGGAAAAAACCAAGUUAAUAUGCAUUUUACCUACUUUCAACUACCUCAGCCUAUAGAACCUCAGAGAGAAUAGACUAAUCUAUAUAAAUAUAUAUAUAUGAAAAAUGAUCCUUUCUUUCUUAUUUUUUAUUUUGCUUUGUGGUAUUUUGUAUACUUUAUAAAAAAGAAGCUAAUAGUUCUUGAACAUUUUUAUUUUUUUAAGAAAAAAAACUAAAUGAAACUUUUUGGUCAGCCACCAACUUGCUGGUCCUUCGACUGCCAGGGGUUCCCCAGAUGGGCUUCGUGUGUGCGUGCAGACACGCGUGUGCAUUUCAUGAAAUAACAAUGACACAACAUUUGUAAAUAGAACGCGCGCGUGUGUUGUGUGUGUCUGUGUUUGUGUACGCGUGUGUGUGUGUGCGUGCACGUGUUGCACGUCUGGUGUCGACCGGAGCAUUGGCCUUUUUACUGUUUGGUGGUCGAGUCGAUGGAAAUAUAAUAAUUUAGAAGCAUCACCUUCACACCUCCUGAGCAAACGGCCAUCUUGGAAAAAAACACACUUAAGUCACCAACCGAUGAUCCAUCCGCCCGGAAUAAGACGCAGGGUUCACCCUCUCACAUGGCAGCCAUUGCUCUUUCAUUUCGUUUUUUCCCCCCAAUAGCUUUUCAUUUUUUGGGGUUUCGUCGUUUUUUUUUUCUUUCUUCUGUUGGAUGAAUUGAAAUUGACUUUAUCUGCUGCUUCACUGACUUCACACUGCGUGGGUCGUCAUGGGUUGUUGGACCAGAGGGUGAGUGGGGAGAAAACCUCUGGUAAACCUCCAGCACCACCAGCCCUUUGCUGAUGCCAGUAGCGUUUUCCCCUCCCCACUCCCACUGGUGCCUCCAUCCCCGCUUAGCAGCAGGCGGGACUGGGUAGGACGGGUCUGGAGGCUAGUCCAGCCCCCCCCCAACCCCCCACGGAGUGGACACCCAACACUGAGUUUGAUUGCAUGGUCAAUGGGUUUAGGGAGCCACACUAUAGUCACUAUUAGCCAAACUAUAGUCCAGUUUGUUAGGGUGCGUUUGUGACUGAACACUUCAGCGUGCAGACAGCAUCCGUCAAUAGGGCAACUGGUAAAAAAAAAAAUGAAAUUACUAGACAACUUUUUUAUUUUCUCUUUUUGUUGUUGAUUAUUCUGAAAAUGCCAAAUGGCCGGAAAUAUAGUUAAUUGAUGAUAAAUUCUUAAAAGCAAUGAAAUCAAGUUCUUUUUUUUCUCUCCUCCUGUUUCUUGUGGAAUGUAAGUUCAUGAUUUGAUUGUGGUAAAGAGCUCGCGUGUCUUUUUCUUCCUCCUAACGGAACAACACACUCUACCUCAGCAAGGAGGGGGCGGGUUUGGGUGGGGUUUGGGGGAGGAGUUUAAUAUUAUGGUAGGAGGGGCCUGCAUCAGGUUCGUUACCUGAUUUGGUCCCUCACGACGAUGCCAUUACCUCCAAGGCCUCGCCAACUCGUUACACGAUUUGGUAACACUUCACUUGACGCCGGUGCCACAGGCAUGUCAUUAGUGUCAUAAGACAGUCAUAGAUGUGUCAUA
This is a messenger RNA of Engraulis encrasicolus (European anchovy), 4561 nucleotides long. RefSeq names its product insulin-like growth factor 2 mRNA binding protein 3 (gene igf2bp3). The record is from RefSeq and is a predicted model, not a curated record. NCBI's taxonomy places the organism in Eukaryota, Metazoa, Chordata, Actinopteri, Clupeiformes, Engraulidae. The transcript is spliced from 16 exons. Bases 660 to 2489 code for a protein of 609 amino acids. Gene Ontology annotation, cellular component: cytosol; nucleus; cytoplasm. Gene Ontology annotation, molecular function: mRNA 3'-UTR binding. Gene Ontology annotation, biological process: regulation of gene expression; nervous system development.